This is a messenger RNA of Zootermopsis nevadensis, 2922 nucleotides long. It is a transcript of the gene Prp3, whose product is annotated as pre-mRNA processing factor 3. The record is from RefSeq and is a predicted model, not a curated record. Gene Ontology annotation, cellular component: U4/U6 x U5 tri-snRNP complex. Gene Ontology annotation, biological process: mRNA splicing, via spliceosome. Lineage: Eukaryota; Metazoa; Arthropoda; Insecta; Blattodea; Termopsidae.
AUCCGUGGUAUACUAUAACAUUUGUUAACUGUUGUAAUCUGUGACUGAUACUUGCACAGAGAUCAUACUAUCAUAUUGAUUGCCUGUGAAAAGAAAUGAAUAACGAUCUUUGUAUUUGUGGAACAUCAAUUGCAAGUGUUAAAAUGUUAUUUGUGUUAUAAUAAAAUACAACCAAUCAUGGCAUCCAGUCUUUCAAAAAAGGACAUUGAAGAAAUUAAGCCGUAUGUAGAUAAAACGGUUCAGAAGUUUUUGGGUUUUAGUGAACCUUCGUUAGUGACGGCAGCAUUAAAUUGCCUUACAUCAGGAUAUGACAGGCGGAAAACCUCAAAUAAGUUGGCAUCUCUGCUUGAUGAGAAAAAGGCUUCUAGACUUACAGAACGUAUAUUUGAUUUGGCCGAAGAGUUGAAAUCAGCUCAGCGAGCAUCUCGGAAACGACAUCAUGAACACGAACUAAAACAAGAAGAUAAGGAAGUCUCAAAGAAAGCUAAGACAAAAGCUAACAUGGAACCUGAGGUGACAACAAUUCCAGCCCCAGGAAACCCAAGUCCUGGUCAGCUCACAACAUUGCAGAUAAAAGAAAUGAUGGCAAAUGCCCAGAAGAUGAUAGAGGAAAGAAAGCGUGCUCUAAAUGCUCUGCGGGCGGAUGAAAUUCCACCUGUUCGUAGUUUCACUUUCCAUAAUGAUGAUGCUUUUACUGUUCAUCCGAGUUUGUAUGGUUUACCUCCCACAUCUAUUCCAUCACUGUUGCAACGUGGAGAAACAGACAAGGCCAGAAAAAUUGCUCAGCUUCAGGCUCAAAUUCAGUCCAAACUUUCAACAGGAAUGUUAAGCCUUCCUCCUAUUCGACCACUCAUUCAAGACAAACCUACUCCAUUGAUUUUGGAUGAUGAAGGCCGUACUGUAGACAUCACAGGCAAAGAAGUCCAGCUGACACAUGUAGUUCCAACCCUUAAGGCUAACAUCCGAGCAAAGAAACGUGAGGAAUUCAGGCAACAACUACAGGAGCGAGUUGUUGAGGAUCUGUCAGAAACACAUUUCUUUGAUCCACGCAUUGGGAUGAAGUCUGCUGUUCGUAACAAAAGGGCACUUCGUUUCCAUGAGCCAGGCAAGUUUCAGCAGUUGGCCGACAGAAUGAGGAUGAAGGCUCAACUGGAAAAGUUGCAGAAUGAGAUCUCACAAAUUGCCAAGAGGACGGGUAUCACAUCUGCUACCAAACUAGCACUGAUAGCACCCAAAGCUGAACACCGGGAAGAAGAAAUUCCUGAUGUUGAGUGGUGGGACUCUGUAAUUCUCACAGAAGAAAAUUACAUUGUGAGAAAUGGGAAACCACUUUUGAAGGAAUCCGCAAUAACAAAUCUUGUGGAACAUCCGAUUCAGUUGAGACCACCUACGGAUCCUUUGAAACCUGUGUAUAUGCCUGUGUUUCUCACAAAGAAGGAGCGGAAGAAGCUGCGGAGGCAAAACCGACGUGAGGCUUGGAAGGAAGAACAGGAAAAGAUUCGACUUGGUCUGGAACCACCACCUGAACCUAAGCUGAGGAUAUCAAAUUUGAUGCGAGUGUUAGGAACAGAAGCGGUUCAAGAUCCAACCAAGAUUGAAGCUCACGUGCGAGAACAAAUGGCAAAGCGCCAAAAGGCUCACGAAGAAGCAAAUGCCGCUAGGAGGCUGACUGCAGACCAGAGAAGAGAAAAGAAAGUCCGCAAAUUAAAGGAGGACACCACACUAGGUGUCAGUGUAUCUGUAUAUAGGGUAAAAGAAUUGUUAAAUGCAUCUAAAAAAUUCAAGAUAGAAACAAAUGCCAAACAGUUGUUUAUGUCCGGAUGUGUAGUAUUAUUUAAAGACUGCAAUGUUGUGGUUGUGGAAGGUGGUACAAAGCAGCAAAAGAAAUAUAGAAGAUUAAUGCUUAACAGAAUAAAAUGGGAAGAAGAUACAGUGAAGGACAGUGAUGGAAAUGAAUCUGCUAACAAAUGUGUCAUGGUUUGGGAAGGGACUGUGAAACAGAGAAACUUUGGUGACAUGAAAUUCAAAGUUUGCCCAACAGAGAAAUUAGCAAGAGAACACUUCAAAAAGCAUUCUGUGGAGCAGUACUGGGACUUGGCAUAUAGUGGGGCAGUUCUUGAAGCAACUGACGAUGUUUAAAAUUUCUCCUCUGUGCAGACACACGUGAUGGUGAAUCAGUGAUGCAUUUUACAAAAGUCAAUGGUAUUUGUAAACUGAAUUUAUUAAGAAUAAGAGAUGCUUGUAAUAAGGAAUUAAACUCAUACAUUGUUACAUAGAAAGACUAGUUUGUGGAAUGCAUUUCUCAAAUAGGUCUUUGCAGUAUGCCAAGAAUAGUAAGAACCAGAAAGUUGCGUACUUUUCAAAGCUCUGUUAAUAUAUAAUUUCAGGGUCCUACAUCAAGUGGCUCCCAUCAGUAGCAUGGUGUGCUGUUCUGGAACUAGAAUAAUUUUGAGAAUAAUAGCCAACGGAAGGGAGUAACACUUGAGAAUGGACUCUGACAAAUCUGCAUUGAAGUUGGGUUGUGGAUUUGAACCUAAGAAUCUCUGCAUGUGAGAGUAGUGUAUACCCUGUGACCAAGAUGUCCUAAUUUAUAAUGACAUGGAAUCUUAAUUAACUCUCUUUUGUAUGAAGUUGACGGUUGCUGAACUGGUCAAGAAGUUCCUUAUUUUUUUUGUACUGUAAUCCUUUGUUCCAGUUCUGGACCAGAUCCUGAGUCUAUUGAAUCAAGUCCACAUCAUCCCAGUCUGUUCCUUUAGUAUACAUUUUGAUACUCUCCCAACUAUGCCAAGGUUUCCACUCUGUUCUCUUGUCUUGAGGUUCUCUAUGGUUGGAUGUAUCACAUCUUUUCCAGGUGUGCUACAUGCCCUGUUGAUCUCAUGCUAUUCCAUAUGAGCACCCUAAUAAAUUGUUGGGUACAAAUUA